Molecule: messenger RNA, 5427 nt
Organism: Malassezia vespertilionis
Lineage: Eukaryota; Fungi; Basidiomycota; Malasseziomycetes; Malasseziales; Malasseziaceae
Gene: RPO21
Product: DNA-directed RNA polymerase
Exons: 3
Coding region: 1-5427 (1808 amino acids)
Biological process (GO): transcription by RNA polymerase II
Cellular component (GO): RNA polymerase II, core complex
Molecular function (GO): DNA binding
Source: RefSeq, a predicted model, not a curated record
AUGAUUGGUCACCAAUUUGCGCCGUCGGUUGCGCCCACUCGUUCGAUUAAGGAGGUCCAGUUCGGUAUCUUGAGUCCGGAGGAGAUUCGUGCCUUUUCCGUUUGUAAAAUUGAGCAUCCAGAGGUAAAGGAUGAUGCAACGGGAAAGUACAAGGUUGCCGGGCUGUCGGACCCCCGGCUAGGUACAAUUGACAGGAACUACAAGUGCCAGACUUGUGGCGAAGGACAGGCUGAAUGCCCUGGGCAUUUUGGCCACAUUGACCUUGCGCGUCCUGUAUUCCACGUCGGCUUUUUGGGAAAGGUAAAGAAGCUGCUGGAGUGUGUUUGUGUACACUGCGGCAAGCUGAAAGCAGAUCCUAUUUCCGACCCCGUGUUUAAGAGCAUCCUGCAAGCCACCCGUAUGACCCGCAAGCGCAGGUUCCAACGGGUGUGGGAAUAUUGCUCCAAGAUUUCGGUGUGUGAGGCUGACGAACCAAAAGACGAAGAUGAAUUUGGCGACAAUGCAGAGCCCAAAGUUGGGCACGGAGGGUGUGGGCGUUUUCAGCCGGCCAUUCGCAAAGAGGCUUUGAAGUUGUACAGUGUUUGGCGUCACGGCAAGGAUGAUGAUGAAGAUGGGGGAAAGAUGGCUCAGUCUGAAAAACGCCCAUUAGCUGCGGCGGAAGCUCACACCAUUUUGAAGAAGGUCUCUCCAGAAGACGUAACGAUGCUGGGUCUUUCCGAAGACUUUGCUCAGCCAGAUUGGAUGGUGCUUACCGUCCUUCCUGUUCCUCCCCCCCAAGUACGCCCUGGCGUUACCGAAUUUGGCAGUGGCAUGGGCCAAGAUGAUUUGACUUACAAACUGGCCGACAUCAUCAAGGCCAGUGCAAACUUAAAUCGCAUGGAACAGGAAGGUGCACCUUCGCAUAUUCUCGGCGAUUUUGCAGACCUAUUGCAAUACCACGUCGCGACCUAUAUGGACAACGACAUUGCUGGUCUUCCACAGUCGCUGCAGUCGUCUGGUCGACCCGUCAAAGCGAUUCGUGCGCGUUUGAAAGGCAAAGAAGGCCGCAUUCGUGGCAAUUUGAUGGGCAAACGUGUUGAUUUUUCCGCACGUACCGUCAUUACGGGUGAUCCCAAUCUGGAAUUGGACCAGGUCGGUGUGCCAAAGAGCAUUGCGCGGAACCUGACGUACCCGGAGCGCGUGACGCCAUACAAUAGAGCGUACCUCUCCGAGCUGGUCCGCAACGGACCGAACGAAUACCCAGGUGCUCGCUACGUCAUUCGUGACACGGGCGAGCGCAUUGAUUUAAAAUAUAACCGCCGGGGAGACAUUGCGCUCCAAGCUGGCUGGAUUGUGGAGCGCCAUUUACGGGAUGGCGACUUUGUGUUGUUCAAUCGCCAGCCCAGUUUGCACAAGAUGAGUAUGAUGGCACAUCGUGUAAAGCUGAUGGACUACUCCACCUUCCGUCUGAAUCUCAGUGUUACACCGCCUUACAAUGCAGACUUUGACGGUGACGAGAUGAACUUGCACGUCCCGCAGAGCGAAGAAGGUCGUGCGGAGCUUGCACAGAUCGCUUGGGUGCCUCGCCAAAUUGUUUCGCCGCAGGCCAACAAGCCGGUCAUGGGCAUUGUUCAGGAUACGCUCUGUGGCAUCCGCAAAUUUACACUCCGCGACUGCCUGCUAGACUUUGACCAGGUGCAAAAUAUUCUUUUGUGGGUCCCUGAUUGGGACGGCGUUAUUCCUCAGCCAUGCGUGAUUAAGCCCAAGCCGUACUGGUCUGGGAAGCAGAUCUUGUCGAUGUGCAUUCCCAAAGGUAUCAAUGUGUUUUUGGGUGAUGCCAAGCAAGCUACGACCAACUACCACCAAGACGACGGCGUGCACAUUGAAAAUGGCGAGAUUAUGUUUGGCGUGAUUAACAAAAAGGUUGUGGGCUCCACUGCCGGCGGUCUCAUCCACAUUAUUUUCCGUGAGCGCGGGCCCACAGUCUGCCGUGACUUUUUUGGUGGUGUUCAGCGCGUGGUCAACUUCUGGCUUUUGCACAACGGUUUCUCGAUUGGUAUUGGCGAUACAGUCGCAGACAAGGCCACCACGGCCAAUAUUAAUUCCACCAUUGCCAAGGCCAAGUCAGAAGUGAUGAACCUGAUCCAAGCUGCACGCUUUGACUGGCUCAAGGCCGAUCCAGGUAUGACCAUUCGCGAAUCCUUUGAAGCCAAUGUGAAUCGCAUUUUGAACAAGGCGCGUGACGAUGUUGGCUCGCACGCUGAGCAGAACCUGCCUGACUGGAACAAUGUGAAGCAGAUGGUAGUGGCUGGUUCCAAGGGCUCGUUCAUCAACAUUUCGCAAAUGUCUGCGUGUGUCGGCCAACAGUCUGUGGAAGGCAAGCGUAUUCCGUUUGGUUUCCGCCACCGCAGUCUGCCGCACUUCACCAAGGACGACUUUACACCAGAAAGCCGUGGUUUUGUGGAGAAUUCUUAUCUGCGCGGGCUCACCGCGCACGAAUUCUUCUUUCACGCGAUGGCUGGCCGCGAAGGAUUGAUCGACACUGCCGUCAAGACGGCCGAGACUGGAUACAUUCAGCGUCGUCUUGUCAAGGCGUUGGAGGAUGUGACGAUUUGCUACGACGGCACUGUGCGCAACUCCACCAACAGUGUCAUUGAAUUUGCCUACGGCGACGACGGCAUUGAUGGUGCUAUGGUCGAGCGCCAGAAACUCAUCACGCAUGGCUUGAGUGACACUGAAUUCCGCCGUCGUUUCCGUGUGGAUCUUGCGCAUGGAGGAUUUAAGAAAGGCACGCUUCGCGCUGGUCUUGGCGACUGGUCGCCCGAGCUCGAGCAGCUCUUGGACGAGGAGUUUUCCCAGCUGGAAAAGGACAGAAAUGUGCUCCGCACCGAAGUGUUUAGCACAGACCGUGUCGACACCUAUCUUCCGCUCAACAUUGCCCGUCUUGUCCUCAAUGCCCAGCAGAUUUUCCACAUCGAUCCCCGCAAGCCCAGCGACCUUUCUCCGUUUGAGAUUGUUGAGGGCCUCUGCCGUGUGUUGGACAACCUUAUUGUGGUUCGCGGUGACGACGAUAUUAGCCGCGAGAUGCAGGAAAAUGCGACACUCCUUUUCAAAAUCCAUGUGCGCGCGUUCUUGUGCACCAAGCAGGUCAUUGAAAUCCAUCACAUCACCCGCGAAGCUUGGGAAUGGAUUUUGGGCGAAAUUGAGGGCCAAUUCCAGCGCAGCCUCGCACAGCCCGGCGAAAUGUGCGGUACGCUUGCCGCGCAGAGUAUCGGUGAGCCAGCGACGCAGAUGACGCUCAACACCUUCCACUAUGCAGGUGUUUCGAGCAAGAAUGUCACGCUUGGUGUCCCUCGUUUGAAAGAGAUUAUCAACUGCGCGGAGAAUAUCAAGACGCCUUCUGUCACCGUUUAUUUGGAAACCAAGUACAGCAUCUCGUCCGAGUCUGCCAAGGUCAUCCAAACGUCUUUGGCCUACACCACGCUGCAGACCGUCACCUCCUCUGUGGAAGUCUUAUACGACCCCGAUCCAAGCUCGACUGUGAUUGCCGAGGACCGCGAGUUUGUGGAUGCAUUUUUCGCCAUUCCCGACGAGGAAGUAGAGGCAAGCCUCGAGCGCCAGUCACCAUGGCUUCUUCGUCUUGUCUUGGAUCGCGCAAAGAUGCUCGACAAGAACUUGAGUGUCGCAGAGGUGGCCUCCAAGAUCAGCGCCAUGUUUGGUCGUGACGUGUUUGUGAUGCACUCGGAAGAUAAUGCCGAAGAGCUUGUUGUGCGGAUCCGUAUUGUCGACAACGACGCGGACAAGGACGUGCAAGGCGAAGAAGACAUCUUUCUAAAGAGCCUCGGCCAGCAAAUGCUCUCAGACAUUGCGCUGAAGGGUGUGCCCGGGAUUGAUAAGGUGUUUAUUGUCAAGCAGGACAAGUCCACGCGUCGCUUUGAUUCUGCGACGGGCGAAUGGGACACGUUGAAAGAGUAUGUCUUGGAGACGGACGGCACCAACUUGAAAGAUGUGCUCGCCGUCAAAGGCGUCGACGUCUCGCGCACGCUCUCCAACAACUGCGUGGAAGUGUUCCGUGUGUUUGGCAUUGAAGCUGCGCGUGGCUCGCUUCUCAAAGAGAUGCGCAAUGUGAUUGAAUUCGACGGCUCCUAUGUCAACUACCGCCACCUGGCGCUGUUGGUUGAUAUCAUGACUAGCCAAGGCACGCUUAUGGCGAUCACUCGCCAUGGCAUCAACCGCACAAACCAAGGUGCGCUCAUGCGCUGCACCUUUGAGGAGACUGUAGAGAUUCUCAUGGAAGCCGCGGCGAUGGGCGAUAGCGACGACUGCAAUGGCGUCGCGCAGAAUGUGAUUCUUGGCCAGAUGGCGCCCAUGGGUACAGGCGCGUUCGACCUGAAUGUCGACGUCGAGAUGCUCAAAGACGUCAUUGUGAAUCACAAUCAGCCAUACACAAAUAUGCUCGAGUCGAAGCUUGGUAUGGAUGAUGAUUUGGGCGCUCGUACGCCCGGCGGUAUGACACCCUACGACACUGGCUCGCCCAACAUUGACGACGCUUUCCGCGUGCAGCAGCAGGCCAUGUUCUCGCCUUUGGUCGAGGUCGGCGGUGACGAGGGGGGCUAUGGUGAUUAUCUCAGUGCUGGGCGCAGUCCGAUGCGGACGCCGCUCGGUGCGCAGAGCCCCGGUGGCUAUGGAUACGCUCCUACCUCUCCGGGCUACGUUCCUACAAGUCCUGCCUACAAUGCUACUAGUCCGGCUGUGGGUCUGGGGGGAAUGAGUCCGUGGGUCGGUGCAGGCGGUAUGACAUCGCCAGCGUACAGUCCUACUUCGCCGGGAUACAGUCCAACAAGCCCGAGCUACUCGCCAUCGUCUCCUGUUGUUGGCAAUCCGCGUAGCUCGUACACUUCGCGUAUGUCGCCAGCAAGUCCAGCCUACUCGCCAACCUCGCCGCAGUACUCGCCAACCUCGCCAGCGUACUCACCGACCUCGCCGCAGUACUCGCCGACUUCGCCUGUGGGACGCCAUGGCUCGCAUCGCGGUGCAGGUCCAAAGUACUCGCCGACUUCGCCACAGUACUCGCCGACUUCGCCACAGUACUCGCCGACUUCGCCACAGUAUUCGCCGACUUCGCCGCAGUAUUCGCCAACGUCCCCGCAGUAUUCGCCGACUUCGCCACAGUAUUCGCCAACCUCCCCGCAGUACUCUCCGACCUCGCCGCAGUACUCUCCGACCUCGCCGCAGUAUUCGCCAACGUCCCCGCAGUAUUCGCCAACUUCCCCGCAGUACUCGCCGACUUCGCCGCAGUAUUCGCCGACUUCGCCGCAGUAUUCGCCAACGUCGCCGCAGUAUUCGCCAACUUCCCCGCAGUACUCACCCAGUGCGAAUGGCGCCGCUGGCGGUGCGUCUUCUCCGCGCCGGAGCCGCAUGUCAAGCAAGCCUACGUGGCAGCGCUAA